AUGCGGGCCUCGUUCCCGCCAUUGAGCCGCGGCGCCCGCACGCUCGCCUCCGAGGCCGGCAGACGCAGCUACGACGCUGUGGUCUGCGGCGCCGGCAUCGCUGGUGUCUCGUGCGCGCACUACCUCGCGCGCAGCGGCGCCUCGGUGCUGCUCGUCGACAGCCGGCCGCCGCUCUCCCACACCUCCUCGCUCUCGACCGAGUGCUACCGCAACUUCUUCCCCGGAUCGGUCCCGCUGACGGCCUUCAUGCAGCGCUCGGUCGACCUGCUCGAGGAGCGGGCCGCCGAGUGCGACAACGCGUUCGGGCUCAACCGGCGAGGGUACUGGUUCCUCUCGGCGAGCGAGGAGGGCGCAGCGCAGCACGCCCUCGCCCUCUCCGACCCGGGCCUCGCCAGCUGCGGCGGAGUGAGCCACUUUAGCGACGCCUCGCACGGACUGCGGUACCGGCAUGAUGCGCCGACCGGAGCAGCAGCAGCAGCAGCAGCAGCAGGAGGAGGAGGAGGAGGAGGGGGCGAUGGGCCGGCUGCGAUGCUCUUCUCCGGUCGCGAGGCGGCGCGCGACGCGGGCGCCGCCACGCUGAUCCCCUCCUCGCUGCAAGGCGUUCGCACCGCGUCCGACGGCCAGGUCGAGGGGGCGCUGCUGUCGGUGCCCGGCGAGUCGGAGCCGCUGGAGGCGGUGCUGCGGGACGACCUCUCCGCGGUGCCUGGCGACGCGCCGAUGGUUGUGUGGACUGACCCGGCCACGCUCUGCCGCUUCCACCUGCGCCCCUACCCGGGGAAGCCGCACUCGCUGCUCAUGCUCUGGGAGGCGAUCCACGCGGAUGUGGCGGUGCCGCGGGAGCCGCCCGAGGAGGCGGAGCUGCGCGGUUCGCUGUUCGCCGAGCUCACCUUGCGGGCGCUGUCGCGUGCAGUGCCGGCGCUCGGGGGCUACUUGGGCGAGGACGGCUCGAUGACGGCAAACGUGUCGGUGGGGGGCGGCGGCGGCGGCCCAGAGGGCGCGGGGGGAGGAGGGCCGCGAGGAGCGUACAUGUGCGCGGGGCUGUCUGGGUAUGGCAUCAUGGCCGCCAACGCCGCGGGCGAGCUGCUGGCCAAGCACGCGUACGCGGCGGGCUUCCUGCCCGAGCGGUGGGAGAGCGAAGAGUACCGGCGCGGCGUGGAGAGCGGCGCCGUCGGCAAGGGCUUCCAGAUCUGA
This is a messenger RNA of Emiliania huxleyi CCMP1516, 1191 nucleotides long. RefSeq lists its product as hypothetical. Lineage: Eukaryota; Haptophyta; Isochrysidales; Noelaerhabdaceae. The record is from RefSeq and is a predicted model, not a curated record. The transcript is spliced from 9 exons. Bases 1 to 1191 code for a protein of 396 amino acids. Gene Ontology annotation, cellular component: cytoplasm. Gene Ontology annotation, molecular function: oxidoreductase activity.